CUUCUUACUUAUAUUCUCCUGCUUUCACCUCCAGCUUUAUGUUCUGGGUCACCGGUCACGCCCAAAAUCCGUUCUAGGGUUUUCUUGUUUGUGGGGGAAGGAUAUCCAAUCCAGGGCUAGGAUUGGUCUAUUCGAGGAAGCACUAGAGUCUUAUUUCGAUCUGGAAAUAUGAGCGCCGUCAACCUUACAAACGUCGCCGUUCUGGACAACCCGGCCGCUUUCCUCAGCCCUUUUCAGUUCGAAAUCUCAUACGAGUGCUUGACUCCCCUCAAAGACGACUUGGAAUGGAAGCUCAUAUAUGUGGGAUCUGCUGAAGAUGAGACUUAUGACCAACUAUUGGAGAGUGUGCUUGUUGGUCCUGUCAAUGUUGGAAACUACCGUUUUGUCUUUCAGGCAGACCCUCCAGAUCCGUCAAAAAUACGCGAGGAAGAUAUCAUUGGUGUCACUGUACUGCUAUUGACAUGUUCAUAUCUGGGGCAGGAGUUUGUUAGAGUGGGGUACUAUGUGAACAAUGAUUAUGAUGAUGAACAGCUAAGGGAGGAACCUCCCUCUAAGGUGUUGGUUGAUAGGGUUCAGAGAAACAUUUUGGCUGACAAGCCUAGAGUCACAAAGUUCCCUAUUAAUUUUCAUCCCGAGAACAAUGAACAUGAGGAGCAGGCCCCUCAUUCACCUGAUCAUGGAACUGAAACAAAGCAGCCCCCUCCUUCGCCUGAUCGUGCAACUGAAGAAAACAUUAAGGGAGAAGAACGACCCCUAUCACCUGUAUCAUCUGUCCGUGUGCAGUAGUAAAAUUUGAAGUAGCUGUAUAACAACAAAUCGUCAUAUAUCUACUUUAGAUUUUGGCAUGGUGAUCAUUUCAGGUGGCAUAACUAUAUUAAAUUUCAAACACCCCCAUUUUUGAAAA
Molecule: messenger RNA, 904 nt
Organism: Prunus mume (Japanese apricot)
Lineage: Eukaryota; Viridiplantae; Streptophyta; Magnoliopsida; Rosales; Rosaceae
Product: putative histone chaperone ASF1A
Biological process (GO): DNA replication-dependent chromatin assembly
Cellular component (GO): chromatin; nucleus
Molecular function (GO): histone binding
Source: RefSeq, a predicted model, not a curated record